AUGGCUGAUAAUGUCACCGCGGAGGAUAUAAAAAACUUCUAUUCAGAUGCAAGAGUGCUAUAUAGAAGGCUAGCUGUGGACAAUGCUCGGGAACUUGUUGUAUGCAUGGAGGCUAUAGCAUUAUGGAUUUUUCUCGAAGGAAUGGGGUUCCCGAAUCUAGUCAAGAAGCUUCUGAGGACCCAUGAUAAGGUUGUUAACAUGAUCAUGGAUGAAGCUUCUCUCUGCUUUGGAUGGCUUGAAUCAAUUACACCGCCUUUACCGUCAGCUAAUGUGUCCGAUAUGCCAUUAACCCAGGAAUUAAUGGGGGGAAAACCCAUAAACUCUGCAUUGGUAUACAGGAACAGGAUGGAUGUCUUGAGCAAAGUGAAUGCGACCGUGUCCGAAUCAUUUGCUAUCGCAUUUGAUGACAUCAUCCGAGAGGUGUCUGGGAUGAGCUUUGCGGAAUUGAACGUUCAGCCUCUACUGCCGGAUCAGCAUGAUGCCCGUUCGUUUCCAUAUCACUACCCACAACAAGCACCAUGUGUUGUUGGAAAGCCGUUAUAUGGUUUGAAGAGUACCGAUGGUGUCGACAUCGCAGUGUAUCCGGUCUUCACACCUUCAUCGUUGAUGUUUUAUGGUGGUUCUGCAUCUUCCGCACCAAUGAAUAUUCCAAACCACACACCGCUCGCUAAGGAAGAAUAUAUUCCAGAAAUCAAACGCGGUAUAUUCUUUACGUUUUACCGGGAAAAUCCGGUUCAACAAAGGGAACUGGAAAAUUAUCUAGAGAGAUCGUUUGGAGACCGGUGUAUCGAGAAAGUCACAAUGCAGCAAGUUCCCGAAAAUGAGAAGCCACUGUGGGCAUCGGUUGUUUUCUGCUCUGAGAUCCCAGUCCUCGCAAUCAUGCAAGGGAGAGAAACUGCUCCCAUGAGCAUAAAUGGGAAGAAAGUUUGGGCUGGCAAAGAAUGGAUGUGA
This is a messenger RNA of Papaver somniferum (opium poppy), 951 nucleotides long. RefSeq lists its product as uncharacterized. The transcript is spliced from 2 exons. Lineage: Eukaryota; Viridiplantae; Streptophyta; Magnoliopsida; Ranunculales; Papaveraceae. The coding region runs from base 1 to 951 and encodes 316 amino acids. The record is from RefSeq and is a predicted model, not a curated record.